Molecule: messenger RNA, 2705 nt
Organism: Cheilinus undulatus (humphead wrasse)
Lineage: Eukaryota; Metazoa; Chordata; Actinopteri; Labriformes; Labridae
Product: nuclear factor 7, brain-like
Exons: 2
Coding region: 458-1846 (462 amino acids)
Molecular function (GO): protein binding; zinc ion binding
Source: RefSeq, a predicted model, not a curated record
UUCUCAAUGUAACGCACUCUGUGAUUGGCUAAAAGGCGCCCGAACCGUAAGUAUCGUAGCCUGCUAUUGGCCAGACGUCAUAGUAGGCAGCUGCGUUUGACUGAAAGAUGAACGAACUUUGGGUGAUGAUAUUAGAAAAAUGUGAAAGUAUUUCGAGUGGCAAUAAACAGAAUCUGAUAAAUAGUAAAAUAAUCUAAAUAAUUUGAGAAAUCUGGCUCCUCCCUUUGUGGAAAUUGUUAUUUUCAAAAACUAAAGCAGAUACGGUCCACCCCCUUCUCCACUUUAACCUCAAAUAAAAAAUUGAAAAAACCACACAGGCUGUCAGUUCACAUCAAACGGAAGAAACACCAGCAUAGCGAGCAACAUACCAAAGCUAGCACUGAGGCAGGACAGCAGCAGGGACUACUGGGAAGACUGGUUCUUCUGGGAAACUGGAAAUACUUUCAAUUUAAGCAGAAUGGCGUCCAAGUUUGAGGAAGAUCUGAGCUGUCCGGUCUGCCAGGACAUCUUUAAAGACCCCGUCACCCUGUCCUGCAGCCACAGCUUCUGUAGAGCAUGUGUGGAGAACUCGUGGAAGGAGAAAGAGGACAAGGAGUGUCCUCUGUGUAGGAGGAGACAGUCAAGGGAAUUAGAGACGAACUUUGCUUUAAAGAAUUCGUGUGAGACUUUUCUGCAGGAGAGAGAUCAGAGAUCUUCAGAGGAUCUCUGCGGUCUCCAUAAUGAGAAGCUCACACUCUUCUGUCUGGACCAUCAGGAGCCGGUGUGUCACAUCUGCAGAGAUUCACAACAACGCUCAGAGCACCGAUUCAGAGCCAUGGAUGAAGCUGCAGAAGAGCACAAGAAGAACCUUGAGGAAACUCUGCAGCCCUUAAAGAAGAAGUUAGAGGCUCUCAAAGGAGUCAAAGUGAAGUUUGAUCAAACAGAAGCUCACAUGGAGGUCCAGGCCAAAGACACAGAGAGACAGAUUAAGGAGCAUUUCAAGCAGCUUCAUCAGUUUCUUGCAGAGGAAGAGGAGGCAAGGCUGCAUGCACUGAGAGAGGAAGAGGAGCAGAAGAGGCAGAGGAUGAGGGAGCAGACGGAGGCUCUGAGUGCACAGAUAGCAGCUGUUUCAGACACAGUCAGAGCCACAGAGGAUGAGCUGACAGCCCGGGACGUCCCGUUCCUGAAAAACUACAAGGCUGCAGAGGAAAGAGUCCAGCAGUGCACCCUGCUGGAGGAGGCACAGCUGCCCUCAGGAGCUCUGAUAGGCCAGGCCAAACACCUGGGCAACCUGGGCUUCAACAUCUGGAUCAAGAUGAAGGACAUGGUCUCCUUCACGCCCGUCAUUCUAGACCCAAACACGGCUCAUCCAGACCUCAUCCUGUCUGAAGAUCUGACUGGAAUGAGACAAGGAGAGGAGCAGCAGCUUCCUGAUAAUCCAGAGAGGUUUAAUGAUCUCUGCGCUGUCCUGGGCUCUGAGGGAUUUGACUCCGGGACUCACAGCUGGAACGUCCAGGUUGGAGACAGUCCAUGCUGGGAACUUGGAGUGUUAGCAGAGUCUGCCCAGAGGAAGGGAGACAUAAAUUCUGGAUUAUGGACGGUGUAUUUUAGGUCUGGUAAAUACAGAGCAUUCUCACCAUCACCUCCACCCACUGAUCUGUCAGUGGAGACGAGACCAGAGAGGAUCAGAGUGAAUCUGGACUUUAACAGAGGAGAGCUGUCAUUUUGUGAUCUUGAGUCUAACACUCUUAUUCACACCUUCACUCACGCAUUCACUGACAGGAUGUUUCCAUACUUUGUUACUGAGCAUAACUUACCACUGAAAGUUUUUUCAGAGAAGGUCUCUGUUACCCUGGGACAACACUAAAACCAUAUUUACAAGACUUUUGGGAGAAUAUUCUGUGGACUGACUAGACAGAAGCAGAACUUUCUGGAAGGUGUGUGUCCUGUUCCAUCUGGAGUAAAACUGACACACAUCUUCAUCAAAAGAACAUCAGACUAACAAACAUGGUGGUGGCAGUGUGAUGUUGUGGGCUGCCUUGCUGCUUCAGGUCCUGGACUGAAGACUCAUUGACACUUAUCCCAAAUGCUUGCUUGCAGUUGUUGCCGCCAAGGGUGGAACAACCAGUUAUUAGGUUUAUUAGAAAUGACUUUUUCACAUAGUGCCAGCAAGGAAGUUUUGGAUGGCAAUUUUGACCUAAAUGGAAUCAUCAUUUAAAAACUGCAUUUUGUAUUUACUCAGGUUAUCUCUGUCUAAUAUUUGUUUGAUGAUCUACAACAUUUAAUUGCAACAAUUAUGCGAAUGUUUUUAAGAGUACUGAGAUCAAUUAAAAUUUUGGAUGGAGCUGAGCAUUAUGGAAGCACUUUUUUAGCCUAGAAUUUACAUUUUAACAUUGUCAUCAGGACUUAAAGAGACUUAUCUGUAACUUUGGGCUCUUUGUUUUCCAGAAAUGUAUGGAUUCUUACAAUUCUGAGCUUGGUUUUAUGUAAAUUCAUGAGUUUUUUAAAAUAAAAAUAUAGAUUUUUCUAAAAAAUUCUAAGAUCUUCUUUGGUUUUUAAUGUUUUAUAGUGGCAUUAUAAUGAAAAAACUGUGACAAUCCAAGUGGAAACAGGUAUAUUUACACUAUUUUUAUUUUCCUCUUUUUCUAUUGUAUGUUUACACUAUUUUAUUUGUCCCCUGUUUCUAUUUUAUUUUUGUCGCCAGUGGCCUGCUUUGUCUACACCAU